AUGAGCGAUGUCUCUGACACGCUUAAGCCUCAGCCAACGAAUGGUGGCGAAAGUGGCUUAUGUUGCAAGAUUAAAGUUGAGCACAACCUGAAAAGCUGUUUGCAUCGUAUUACAGCCCAAAUACUUGGUGCAAUGAAGAAUGUGGUUAAUCGUUUGCAUAUUGGUCCGAAAGGAAGUGUGUGCAUCAUAUUAAAUCGCGAGAAUUACGUCGCGGGUGAUAUGGUUCAAGGUCAAGUGGUGCUACGAGUCUCGCGUUUUAUCGAAUGCAAGAUGUUAUCAAUGCAUGUGACGGGCGUUGAGACUGUCAAGUGGUCGGAAGGAUCUACGCAUACACUUGCUCCUUGCUGCUUGCGUGACACUUUCCUCUGCGAGGAAAUUCAGCUUGAUCACUCUGUUCCGUGCGCGUUUAAACCAGGUGAAUAUCGGUUUCAAUUCUGCUAUCAGCUAAACGAGAUGCUACCACCAGUCUUUUGUAAGACGAAAACUUCUGUGGGAGCUUUACGUGACAUUAAUACGAGCAUUUCAUACACUAUUAAUGCUCAAUUACGGCUAAGCGGCAACCGAGUAGCUGAUCUACACACCUCGCGCAACAUUAUAGUGCAUCGUCCGUUGCUUUGUCACAUUGUGCGCUCGCUGCAAAAAUCAUCGUCUGACGAGGUGCGAUCACUUAUAUUUUUGAAGUCGAAAGGCCUUUGCGAAAUCCAAGUUUGCUUGGACAGCGACGUCCAGAUCUCCGGCAUGAGGCUUUCAUUACGGGCACAAAUUAGCAAUUUUUCAGUCCGAGACAUGCACAGUCUUUCUGUGCAGCUGUAUGAAGAUGUGUUUGUACAGCUGCCCAAUCGUAGAUUAAACAAAGGCACACGAGUUGUAUGCAAGCGCGUCUAUCCUGGCGUAAACGCGGGUCAACUGCUGGUCAAGACAUUGUCCUUGCCGCUAAUUGACGAUGAAAGUGGAAAACCAAUUGCCCCCACUCACAGCGCAACAUUUAUUCGAUGGCAGUAUCGACUGAAGGUAAAGUGUCGGUUUAUGUUGAGCAAGAGCGUGAAAGUGGAGAUGCCGGUUACCAUCUUACGCAAUAUUGGGGCACCACCGGCAUCUGUGGUUGGAGUUAGCGGCUCUCCAGCUGUGAUUGUCGUGGUACCUGAAGAUGAUAGAGCUGAACGUAAUAUCCAUUCAGGAUUGGUGCUGGUGCCCUAA
This is a messenger RNA of Plasmopara halstedii, 1197 nucleotides long. Its product is annotated as Immunoglobulin E-set. Gene Ontology annotation, cellular component: cytoplasm. Bases 1 to 1197 code for a protein of 398 amino acids. Gene Ontology annotation, biological process: protein transport. The record is from RefSeq and is a predicted model, not a curated record. The transcript has a single exon. NCBI's taxonomy places the organism in Eukaryota, Oomycota, Peronosporomycetes, Peronosporales, Peronosporaceae.